Messenger RNA from Aureococcus anophagefferens, 246 nucleotides. RefSeq lists its product as hypothetical. The annotation marks the transcript as partial. NCBI's taxonomy places the organism in Eukaryota, Pelagophyceae, Pelagomonadales, Pelagomonadaceae. The transcript has a single exon. The record is from RefSeq and is a predicted model, not a curated record.
CGGUCCGUGGCCUGCGGCGAGGCCCACGUGCUCGCCGUCGCCGAGGACGGGGCGCUCUACGCCUGGGGCUCGAACGCGCAGGGCCAGCUCGGGCUGGGGCCGUCGCAUUUCUUCGACUUCCGCGACGAGCGGCGGCCGACGCCCGUGGUCCCCUUCUGCGGCGGCGAUUUGCGGGUCGCCGUCGCCGCCUGCGGCGCGACGCACUCGGCCGUCGUCGACGAGCGCGGGGCCACGUGGACCUGGGGC